GUUUAUGGUUUUCUUCUUUGGUCAAUGUGUAGUCAUUUACAGCUCCCUGUAGCAAGAGCAGGACAUUUACAUAUUUUGUAUGCUAUGCAUAGGUAUUUUAAGUCUACUGGGAAAGUUUUAACUUGCGAGUUUUGCUCUUUAGGGUCUUUUUAAAGGAUGUUAAUACCUGCUGAUGGUGUUCCUUCCAAAACAGAAAGAAAGGCGUAUUCCUUGUGUUAAGCCAGCUGAGCGUACAAUAAGACUAUAUUACAACUAGAUUUUCUAAGGUCCCACAGGAACCGACUGACUGAACAGGAAGGAAGGGCAAUGACGUAUUUCCACAGCAAGAAAAAAAAAAGAAAAAAGUUGUCUCCUGCCAAGUAACAGAUUAUCUGUGAUGAUUUUCAACACUGCAGUCGACACGGCAAUGACACGUUAAAAGGAAGAGGGCUUAUCAUCAUCCACAAAGGAACAUUAUUGAGAACUACAUUAUUAUCUUAUUACAAAUCAAAGUAAAGUUAUUCCUGGAUUGUGCUGGAAUAAAAGAAGAAUGGCAGUUGAUUUUAAUUUGAGCUUUCUGAAGGAGCUGGAAAGGGAGAAGGUUUUAGAGGUCCUGUAUCGAGAUCAGUCACUUCAAAAGGCAGAGGAAGAAAGGAUACGAAAACUAAGAACCCAUUUACAGCAAUUUCGUUGGAAAGGUGCAAAGAGUGUCAGCAGAAAAUACCAAGAAAGAUCAUGCGCUCGCUGCCAGAAAGCACUUGGAAGUAUUUUGAACAGAGGUUUUGUAUGUGACGGGUGCAGUCACCGAGUGUGCCAGGAAUGUCAGGUUUUCCUAAGAAGCCUCAUAUGGAAGUGUACAGUUUGCUAUUUACAUCGGGAGAUUAAAAUAAAGACUGGGGAUUGGUUCUUUGAAGAAAGAGAAAAUAAAUUUCCAUCAGCAGGUAAACAUGAAACCGCGGGGGCAAAAUUUUUAAAGUCAUACCAAAACAUGAGUAAAAUCUCAGUUGUUCCUCCCACACCACCUGCUUACAGUGAUGAUCAUUCAGAAAAUGACUCUGUGGAAUUUAACAAAGCCAAAGGAUUUAAUAAGUCGAUGGAGAAUGUAUUUUUCUGUCUCACUACACAAAUGAAAAAAUUUUCUAAAUCUCAGAAUGACAUGACUACACAUAAAUAUUACCUGACUACUGACUACAGUCAAAAACUAGAAACAAGGAAGGAAAGAAGAAGCCACUCCGAUACUGCCAUCAAUAUAGCUAGUCAGCUGGAAAAAGCACACAGCCUGCAUGACCUGAUCUACAAAGCCAAAGAAGAGGGAUUGCUAGAGAACAAGAUUACAAAACAAAUGACAGCAGACAACCUCCGAUUGAAGCAAAGUAUACCCCUUGGAAACACAAAAACAGCCAGUAUGCCGAGCAUUCACAGUAUGUGUACUGAAGCAGACAUCUUUGAGAAUGCCAAUGUCACUGGAGGAAUAGAGUUUGCCAUUAUAUAUAAUUAUAAGACCUGUACCUUGGAAAUCAACAUCAAAGCAUGUAAGAAUUUGGCAUAUGGGGAAGAGAAGAAGAAAAAGUGUAACCCGUAUGUAAAGAUUUAUUUACUUCCUGAUAAAUCUGCUCAUGGUAAAACGAAGACUAGCGUUAAGAAAAAUACAGUUGACCCUUUGUUUAACGAAACACUAAAGUAUACUAUUGCGCAUACACAGCUUGAGACACGAACACUUCAGGUAUCCCUGUGGCACUCAAGUACCCUGAAAAGAAAGGUAUUCUUAGGAGAAGUGACCGUCCCCUUCGAGCUGUGGGAUUUUGAAGACAGUACUACACAGUCCUUUAAAUGGUACCAUCUUAGAGCAAAGCCCAACAGGCAUGAAGAAAGUGUGGUGCAAUAUCACGGAGAGCUUUUUGUACAAGUCAGACUGGACAUACCUUCUCUUUAUAACCGUUUCCUAUAUGGAGAACUGGUGUCACCUGGUACUGAUGUAAAAAAAACUGACAUGAUCCAACUUUAUCUCAGAGUAAAUGGAGCUAAGAAUUUAUCAUUGAGACCAGAUGGCAUUUUAAAUCCCUAUGUAAAAAGCUGUCUUGUCUUCCCAAACAAACGGGAAAUAAAGCAAAUGACUCCAGUUCUAAAAAAGCAAGGAUGUCCAGAAUGGAAGCAUACAAUAAUUUUUAACAUCCAGACUCCAAAUGAACUUCAGAAUUCUCGUCUAGAUCUUACAGUCUGGGACCAGUCACCAGUUGGUGGGAAUGACCGUUUCCUGGGCGGAGCUAGCAUGAACGCAGGUGAGGAGACCAAUCUGCCUACAUGUCCUCAGCCAGCCCAGCUUUUAUGGCAGAAGUUACUUAAUAAGCCAAAUGAGUGGAUAGAGGGCACACUUGAGCUGCAUUCCAGCAUGGUUUCGCUCAAUUACUAAAAUGCAUUUGGAAACACCUAAGAGUUCAUACAAUAUAUCAAUAAGUCAUUGUGGCAAUGUUUUUAGAAACCAUAUAUAUGUAUGUUACAAUACUCAACAAUUGUUUCUGACUUUGUAACUAAAGUUUGAUGACAUACAGCACUAUAUCAGCUAUUAGCAAACAAACGCUCUUAAAGGCAUAUUCUUUUCAGUAUAUCUAUAUUUGCUGAUUUAUUGGAAUCGUGGUUUUUGAAAGUGAUAUUGUACAUAACAACGAAUGGCUUUUCUUUUUUGUACAAUUAGAGAAUAUUUCUUAUCCUACGAAUAGUAAAUAGUUAAUUGCAAAAUUGUAAUUUA
Messenger RNA from Spea bombifrons (plains spadefoot toad), 2725 nucleotides. RefSeq names its product synaptotagmin like 3 (gene SYTL3). The record is from RefSeq and is a predicted model, not a curated record. Gene Ontology annotation, molecular function: neurexin family protein binding; small GTPase binding. Bases 530 to 2389 code for a protein of 619 amino acids. Gene Ontology annotation, biological process: intracellular protein transport; exocytosis. Gene Ontology annotation, cellular component: exocytic vesicle; plasma membrane. NCBI's taxonomy places the organism in Eukaryota, Metazoa, Chordata, Amphibia, Anura, Pelobatidae. The transcript is spliced from 16 exons.